CCCCUUCUUUUAAUUGCUUACUUGAUUCACAUUUUGUUUUUUAUUAUUUCAGAGUUUACCUCCUUUUUUUUUUAAACCUUCACAUUUGGUAAGACUCGAAAGCGUUGGAACAUUCUUCUUUUUUGCAUACGGGCGUGCGGCAUGCACAAACGGUUCACUCACUUUGCGAGUUGCCUUCUACAAGCGCAGAUAUUGCGAAGCAACCCACCGACAACUGACCAGAAGGAAAAAAAGGCACAUAAAUAUAUGCACUAAAUAUAUAUUAUAUAUAUAUUAUAUAUUUAUUUACAUUUUUUUUGCGACGUGAGUACGUUCCGCGCGCUUCCCGCUACCCCCUCUGCUUGCGCAAAAAUGGUGAUGAACAAAAUAACCAAGCCCGAUGCACACAAGGGGAAGGAUGAGCUGACGAUGGACAAGGGAGGAAUAUUCGACAAUAUUUUCGAAUGCAUGAAUGAGCAAAUGAACAGAAUUGACAAAUACCACGAGGACAUGAGCAGAAUGAUGAACUCACUGAAAACCCAUUAUUUUAAUGAUGAGCUUUCCAAAUAUUUCCCCAGCAGGAGAUCGCUCUUAGACUUUGAUUUAGGAAAUACCAGAAGCAGCGACAUGUUUUUUGCCAAGCCGCAAUUGCUUUUAAUGGAAGGAUUCAAAAAGCUGCCGCCAAUGGACGUCAUUGAUAAGGACAAAGAAAUUGAGAUAAAAAUGGACGUGCCUGGGUUGAACAAAGAUAAUGUACAGAUUAAUUUGUAUAACAGAAAUUUGGAAGUUAGUGGAGACUUCAAAAAGACGGAAGAGACGAUGGAUGAUAAACAGAGGUAUUAUCUCAAGGAGAGAUCACAGACGUCUUUUUAUAGGUCCUUUCAGCUCCCCGAAAAUGUGUGUGAGGACAAUAUUAAGGCCACCUUUAAAGAUGGGGUUUUAAAAAUUGACAUUCCGAAGAAGGAGGUGCUUCCCGAGAAGAAGAAAAUUGAAAUUCAGUGA
Messenger RNA from Plasmodium vivax (malaria parasite P. vivax), 981 nucleotides. RefSeq names its product heat shock protein, putative. NCBI's taxonomy places the organism in Eukaryota, Apicomplexa, Aconoidasida, Haemosporida, Plasmodiidae. Gene Ontology annotation, biological process: protein complex oligomerization; response to hydrogen peroxide; response to salt stress. Bases 352 to 981 code for a protein of 209 amino acids. The record is from RefSeq and is a predicted model, not a curated record. The transcript has a single exon.